Molecule: messenger RNA, 2121 nt
Organism: Leptopilina heterotoma
Lineage: Eukaryota; Metazoa; Arthropoda; Insecta; Hymenoptera; Figitidae
Product: monocarboxylate transporter 9-like
Exons: 10
Coding region: 442-2034 (530 amino acids)
Biological process (GO): monocarboxylic acid transport; transmembrane transport
Molecular function (GO): monocarboxylic acid transmembrane transporter activity
Source: RefSeq, a predicted model, not a curated record
AAAGAAGAUGAUUCGACGAGAUAAGAUUAGUGGCUCAGUGGCUGGUGUGUCUUAUCAAAUUGUACGUGACAGUGCUUUAGUUGCGUUUCACCAGCAGUUGCAUGAACAUAAUAUUAAAUAUGUAUUUUAUUGUCGAUAUAAAAUAAUAAUGUGUAUGUGUGUUAAGCAAAAAUUUUAUUAAACUAGUUACUUUUUUCUUUCGUAGUGAAAAAACAUGAUAUUUUAAGAGGUGAAUGAAUAAUAAUAAAAAGUGCUUUAAAUAUUAUAUAUAUAUUUUUUCUUAUCAAUUGAGAAUGAACAGUGAAUUAAAAUAAUUUCUUAUUGUUUUUUGAAAGAAAAUUAUCGACCUAGGGAAAAAAUACUCAAUGAAAAGGACAAAUAUUUAUUGUUCUGAUGGUCCACUUGGACUUAAAUUUUUAUAAUUUUUGAGAGAAGAAAAAGAUGUCAAUCAUGAAGAAGAAUAAUUUAAAGGCACCUGAUGGUGGAUGGGGUUGGGUUAUUGUUUUCGCAACGGCUUUAAACAGCAUGGUGACAAUUCCAAUUUUACAAGGUUUCGCAUUGAUAUUCAAAGAAAGAUUUGACGUUUUAAAUUUAACCGCCACUGAAGUGACAACAAUAAUGAGUUGUAAUUCCUUUUUUGGUAUGAUAUUGGGAAUAUUUAAUGGACCAUUGAUAACAAUUUUUGGCUAUAGAAAAACGGCAAUUCUUGGAACUCUUGUAUUCACAUUGGGAGUCGUGUAUACUGCAUUUUCAUCAACAUUUUUAGAUUUCAUCAUUGGUUAUGGAAUGCUAACGUCGCUAGGAAUGGGAAUAGCGAUGUCAUCAUUCUUUUUCGCGCUAAAUUCAUAUUUCGCAGAAAAAAGGGGUCGAGCAAUGGGAAUUUCAAUGACUAUUACUGGAAUUGGACCAAUUAUUUUUCCACUAAUUAUUUCAUAUUUACUCUAUUUUUAUGGUUCUCAGGGGACGAUGUUAUUUCUUGGAGGGUGUAGUUUACACGCUUUAAUUGGAGCAAUGCUGCUUCAACCAGUGAAAUGGCAUUCGAAACAGGAGAAAAUUUGUGACGAGGGUGAAAAUUUCGAAUCACAAUAUAAAUCUCUUCUUCAGGAAAUAUGUCCCGAAUGUACGGAAGAUGAGAAAAAGAACAAUUCAAACAUGAAUUUAAAGAAAGGAAGCAAUUACGAAUUACAAGCAAUCGAUCUUGUACAGUCUGUUAAUUUAGGGAGUAGUUUAAACGUUUUUGAUGAAACAAAAUCAUCAGACGAUGUUAAAGAUGUACCAUUAAAAAUCAUCAAUAAUUCUAAUGGACAUUGUCAAUUAGCUGAAAGAAUUUGCGUUAAAUGUGGUACACUUUUUAUCAUUGACAAUAUCAAUGAGAAUAUCGAAGAAAAAGUAGGUGGACCGAAAACAAGACGCGAAAAAAUAAUUUAUCUCUUUGGAUUGGAUUUACUUCGCGAUUUGAUAUUUGUUAAUAUCACUAUGGGAAUGUCGGUGGCAAUUUUUGCUGAAACAAAUUUCUCAUCAUUGUUGCCAAUUAUUCUUAAGGAAAUGCAUUUAACAACAUCGCAAAUAUCAAUUGUUAUGAGCCUAUUGGGAACAAUGGAUCUUCUUCUACGUGGUAUCAGUCCAUUUAUUGGUCAUCAAUUGAAGAAAUCACCGAGGACCAUGUAUUUAUUUAGUUUGGCAUUUCUCAUCAUUGGCAGAACAUUGUUGAUGUUCACAACAGGUUACAUUUCACUUUUGGUAGUAAUGACCUGGAUGGGCUUUGCAAAGGGAAUUCGUGCUGUUUAUUCGGUCCUCGUUAUUCCCAGUUAUGUUCCACUUGAAAGACUCCCAUCUGCAAGUAGUCUUCAACAAAUUAUUGUCGGUUUUCUAUCGAUGGGAGCUGGUCCUCUAAUAGGUUUCAUUAGAGACAAAACCGGAAGUUACAGUCUUGGAAUUGCAUUCAUAAAUUGCAUGACAGGUUUGACAAUAUUCAUGUGGAUGAUGGAAAUGUUUUUAGUUCCUUCGAAAAAUAAAACACAACCAAAUAGAUAAUUAAAUUUUAUCUUCAUCAUUAUUACAUGAAGAAAAUCUUUUUUUACAAAAAAAAAGGAAAAAAAAUUGUAAUUAAUAUAACAUGAC